UCGCGCCCCCUCAAAAUUGCAGACGCCCCCCUCCCCUCCCCUCUCGUGCUCUCCUCUCCUCUCCUCUUCCUCCUCGCCUCGCGUCGCCUCCUCCGCGGCGUACCCUAACCCUAGCCUCGCCUUCCCCCCAAUGGCGCGUCACGCGUGAGGAGCCGCCGCCGGAGCAGCAGGAGCGGGAGCGGGAGGGAGGGAGGAGGAGAUGUACAAGCAGGGGGGAGGAGGGGGAGGGGGAGGGGGAGGCGGAGGCGGCGCGGGGCUGGACCGGAAGCGAAUCAGCGACGCGCUCGACAAGCACCUCGAGAAGGCGGUCGCGGCGGCGGCGGCGGCCGCGUCGCCCUCGACGUCGAGGGGGUCGGCGGGGGGGAGGGGCGGUGGUGACCACCAGCGCCUCGUCGUGCCGUCCUCCGCGUCGUCCAUGCCCAAGGGACGGUGCUCCGAAGGGGAGUCUGAAUCUGAUAGUGAAGCAUCAGAUGUUAGUGGUUCUGACGGAGAGGAUCACUCAUGGAUUUCAUGGUACUGCAGUCUAAGAGGGAAUGAAUUCUUCUGUGAGGUUGAUGAUGAUUAUAUACAAGAUGACUUCAACCUCUGUGGGCUUAGCAGUCAAGUUCCAUAUUAUGAUUAUGCUCUUGAUCUCAUUUUAGAUAUCGAAUCUUCUCACGGUGACAUGUUCACCGAAGAACAAAACGAGCUAGUGGAGUCAGCUGCAGAGAUGUUAUAUGGGCUGAUUCAUGCACGAUACAUUUUGACCAGUAAAGGAUUGGCUGCAAUGCUGGAGAAGUACAAAAACUAUGAUUUUGGAAGAUGCCCACGAGUUUAUUGCUGUGGUCAACCCUGUUUACCAGUUGGACAAUCAGAUAUACACCGAUCUAGUACUGUGAAGAUAUACUGCCCCAAGUGUGAAGACAUCUACUAUCCACGGUCCAAGUACCAAGGCAACAUCGACGGCGCAUACUUUGGGACAACAUUCCCGCACCUGUUUCUGAUGACGUACGAGCACCUCAAGCCUCAGAAACCCUCGCAGCGCUACGUUCCUCGUGUAUUUGGAUUCAAGCUCCACAAGCCAUGAGGCGGAGACUGGAGUUUUGCAGGGCUUGGAGACACCCUGGUGGACUACUGCAAGAGUGGGGGGCAUUUGCCAGCGAUGGUCUCUAUCAUGCCGCCACUGCCACCUCCACAGGCCUGCCGCAUGCAUGCACCUUGGCAGGCAGGCCCACUCCACAUUCGAAGUGUAGCUAUAAAAAGACAUCAAUCGAUCAAUGUUGUAACGUAAUUCCAAUUGUUCUUUAAUUAGCGAAUCUGUGGGAUCCCGUAAUUCUAAAGUAGCCGAUGUUGUUUGUGCCUUGAUUAAAAUGGUGUGCUGCCCCAGGCAUUGGUUUAUUUUAUCUUGUAAGUUGUAAGCAAGGUUCAUGCCUGCAAUUGGAAGGCGAGGGAUGACAGGGGCAGGCCGGUAUUCUGGUCCAUAUUGAUCUGGUAUUCUGUUGCUUGCUCGGAGUAUCCACACAAUUCAUCAUCAUGGUGGAUGGAAGUGA
This is a messenger RNA of Oryza sativa Japonica Group (Japanese rice), 1529 nucleotides long. RefSeq names its product putative casein kinase II subunit beta-4. Gene Ontology annotation, cellular component: protein kinase CK2 complex; cytoplasm. Lineage: Eukaryota; Viridiplantae; Streptophyta; Magnoliopsida; Poales; Poaceae. Gene Ontology annotation, molecular function: protein kinase regulator activity. The record is from RefSeq and is a predicted model, not a curated record.